This is a messenger RNA of Carassius carassius (crucian carp), 5999 nucleotides long. Its product is annotated as receptor-type tyrosine-protein phosphatase U-like. The transcript is spliced from 32 exons. Bases 314 to 4759 code for a protein of 1481 amino acids. Gene Ontology annotation, biological process: protein dephosphorylation. The record is from RefSeq and is a predicted model, not a curated record. Lineage: Eukaryota; Metazoa; Chordata; Actinopteri; Cypriniformes; Cyprinidae. Gene Ontology annotation, molecular function: protein tyrosine phosphatase activity; protein binding. Gene Ontology annotation, cellular component: membrane.
AUGUUUAAUAGCGCGCGAAUGCGAUCUGCGUUUAAGCGUCGGUUUGCCUCGACGAUCUCUCCAGCAGCUGACUGAUGGUUUCUGGUGACUAGCCACCGGGGGACGCCAUAGCCCUUCCUCUGCUCGUGGGGUAGAGCUCGCGGAGUUGAGAGGGGUUUGAUAGUUUGCCGUGACGUCAGCGGGUAGAUCUGGGGUCCGCGCUGCGCGUCUCUGGAUCAAACUCAGUGGCGCAGCAGCAGGAUAUUUACCACACUCUACCACACUCGCUCACAGCAUCUCACCUGCCUUCACCUGCUGGACUUUAAACGCUGCUAUGCAUCUGUGUGCUGUUCUGCUGUUUCUCCUCGCCAGGGUCUGUGCGGAAAGUCUGGAGGGGCCAACAGCUGGCUGCACGUUUGAGGAAGACUCCGACCCCAGCCUAUGUGAAUACAGACAGGCACAGGAAGAUGAUUUUGAUUGGCAGCUUGUACGGACCUACAACUUGCCACACAUGACCUCUGACCUUAUACCAGGCUCCUACAUGCUGGUGAACUCUUCUCAGUAUGGUGCAGGGCAGCGGGCUCAGCUCAUGUUACGUCCGCUGAGUGAGAACGACACACACUGUGUGCAGUUCAGUUAUUUUCUGUACAGCCGUGAUGGACACAGUCCCGGGGGCCUGAGCGUGUAUGUGCGUGUAAACGGCGGCUCACGGGGAAAUGCCGUGUGGAAUGUGUCCGGCUCUCAGGGGCGGCAGUGGCAUCAGGUGGAGCUGGCCGUCAGCACCUUCUGGCCCAGCGAGUACCAGAUCGUUUUUGAAGCCACAGUCUCAUCGGAGCAGAAGGGUUACAUCGGCCUGGACGAUAUAGUGCUGUUAAACUACCCCUGCUAUAAAGUGCCACAUUUUUCCAGACUCGGGGAUGUGGAUGUGAACGCAGGACAGAACGCCACAUUUCAGUGUGUGGCGACCGGACGCUCCACCAAGACUGACCCCUUCCUGGUGGAGAGGCGUAACGGUGUUCUGAUGUCGCCGUACUCAGUGACGUCAUCAGUAGGCGAGCGUCGACUGGUUGCAUGGUUUCAGGUGGGCGGAGCCCAGCGUGGAGAGCAGGAUCUGUACCGAUGCCUCACUCAGUCGACGUACGGAGCUGCAGUGUCAAACUUUGCUGAACUAAUCGUCAGAGUCCCGCCCACACCGAUAGCUCCGCCCCAGCUGCUGCGCUCUGGCCCCACCUACCUGAUCAUCCAGCUCAACACUAACUCUAUAGUGGGCGACGGGCCGGUGAUCCGCAGAGAGAUCGUGUACCGGGCCAGCCACUCUCCCUGGUCCGAAACUCAUGGAGUCAACUCACUGACGUAUAAAGUCUGGCACCUGGAGCCGGAUACCGAGUAUCGCAUCAGUGUUCUCCUCACGCGGCCCGGAGAGGGUGGGACCGGCCCGCCUGGACCCCCGCUGGUCAGCAGAACCAAGUGUGCCGAGCCCAUGCGUCCCCUCAGAGGACUGACAGCGUCUGAGAUUCAGUCCCGUCAGCUGCUGCUGCAGUGGGAGCCGGUCGGCUACAACCUGACGCGCUGCCAUACAUACUCCCUGUCGCUCUGCUACCGCUACUCCACGGCUGCUGGGGGCGGAGCCGGCGGGAAUAACGCCACAGUGAGGGAAUGUCUGUCGGUGGAUCGGAACACCUCCCGCUUCACGCUUCGGGACCUGCCUCCAUUCCAUGCUGUUCAUGUGAGGCUGGCGCUGGCCAAUCCUGAGGGCAAGAAGGAGAGCCGAGAGGUGACCUUUCAGACGGAGGAGGACAUCCCAGGAGGCAUUGCACCUGAAUCUUUAACCUUCACCCCAUUGGACGAUAUGAUCUUUCUGAAGUGGGAGGAGCCGCUGGAGCCCAAUGGUCUGAUCACACAAUAUGAGAUCAGCUACCAGAGCAUCGAAUCGUCAGAUCCCAGCAUCAACGUUCCUGGCCCACGGCGCACAGUCUCCAAACUAAAGAACGAGACGUAUCACAUGUUCUCCGGCCUUCAUCCUGGCACCACAUACCUGGUGUCUGUUCGUGCCCGCACCGCCAAGGGCUUUGGCCAGACCGCUCUGACCGAAAUCACCACCAAUAUCUCAGCACCUGCGUUUGAUUAUGAAGACGUCCCCUCUCCACUGAGUGAAUCUGAGAGCACAAUAACAGUCCUCCUGCGUCCAGCCUUGGGGAGAGGAGCACCUGUUAGCGCCUAUCAUGUGGUUGUGGUGGAGGAGGACGGCUCCAGACAGGUGAGGCGGCGGGAGCUGGGACACAUGGAGUGUUUCCCUGGUCCUUCCUCCCAUGGGGAGAGUCCAGGGGGAGGCGGAGGGGCAAGUGUUGCCCCGCCUCAUUACUACACCGCUGAACUCACACCCAGCAGCUUGCCUGAGGCUACACCAUUCACUGUAGGGGACAACCACACCUACAACGGCUACUGGAACACACCUCUGGACCCCAGCAAGAACUAUCUCAUCUACUUCCAGGCCUCCAGCAACUUCAGAGGGGAGACCAGGAUCAACUGCAUUCAGAUCGCUCGUAAAGAGGCCUGUAAGGACCAUAAGCGAGCUCUGGAGGUAUCCCAGCAUGCCGAGGACAUGGGGCUGAUCCUGGGGGCCUGUGCCGGGGGGCUGAUUGUUCUCAUCCUUCUGCUGGGAGCCAUCGUGGUUAUUGUCAAGAAAGGAAGAAACAUCUAUUCAUAUCCUUACUACCCCAGGAAGAAGGUGAACAUUAAUAAAGCGGUGAUGACGUAUCAUCAGGAGAAGACACAUAAGCUUGGGUCAUUGGACUGCAGUACAACAGAGCACAGUACACUGCAACAGGACGAUCGCACGGCGCACUCCUUCAUGGACUCACAUAACUGCACUGCUAAAAAUGAGCAGCGCAGCAUGGUGAACGAGUCCAGUAGCCUGCUGGGUGGUUCUCCCAGAAGACACUGCAGGAGGAAAAGCUCUCCGUACCAUACAGGGCAGCUCCACCCGGCCGUGAGAGUGGCAGACCUGCUCCAACACAUCAACCAGAUGAAGACAGGAGAGGGCUAUGGCUUCAAGCAGGAGUAUGAGAGUUUUUUCGAUGGCUGGGACAUAAAAGAAAAUAAGGACAAAACCAAGGGCCGACACGGCACCAUUCUGGGUCAAGACCGUCACCGUGUGAAAAUGCAUUCUCUGCUGGCUGAUCCUAACUCAGACUACGUCAAUGCAAAUUACAUCGAUAUUCGGAUAAACAGGGAACUUAAUAUGCAGAGUCAACUGCAACAGUGGCGUGAGUUUGGAGACAACAAUGGCGGGUAUCAGCGCUCCAACCAUUUCAUCGCCACACAAGGGCCCAAGCAGGACAUGAUCUAUGACUUCUGGCGCAUGGUUUGGCAGGAGAACUGCUACAGCAUCGUGAUGAUCACCAAACUGGUGGAGGUUGGGAGAAUGAAGUGCUGUAAAUACUGGCCUGAUGACAGUGAGCUCUAUGGAGACAUUAAAAUCACUCUGCUGAAAACAGAAACGCUGGCAGAAUACACCGUACGCACUUUUGCCAUGGAGCGGCGUGGUUACCCAGCUAAACAUGAAGUCUGCCAGUUCCACUUUACGAACUGGCCAGAACAUGGCGUCCCAUAUCAUGCCACAGGACUGCUGGCCUUCCUCCGGCGGGUCAAAGCCUCCACGCCGCCCGACGCUGGCCCAGUGGUGGUCCACUGCAGUAUGGGUGCUGGCCGUACUGGCUGUUACAUCGUAUUGGACGUGAUGCUGGAUAUGGCGGAGUGUGAGGGUGUGGUGGACAUUUAUAACUGUGUGAAGACACUCUGCUCGCGACGUAUCAACAUGAUCCAGACCGAGGAGCAGUACAUAUUCAUCCAUGAUGCCAUACUAGAAGCCUGUCUGUGCGGAGAGACCGCCAUCCCCAUCAGCGAGUUUGCGCUUACCUUUAAUGACAUGUUGAGUGUGGAUUCUCAGACCAACACCUCUCAACUGCGUGAAGAGUUUCAGACUCUAAACUCUGUCACCCCUCACCUGGACGUGGAGGAGUGCAGCGUUUCUCUGCUGCCCCGCAACCGUGAGAAGAACCGGAGCAUGGACGUGCUGCCGCCUGACCGCGCGCUGGCAUUUCUCAUCUCCACCGAGGGAGACGGCAACAACUACAUAAAUGCAGCACUGAUGGACAGCUUCCUGGAGCCGGCUGCGUUCGUGGUGACCCCUCACCCCCUGCCCACCACCACCGCUGACUUCUGGAGACUGGUAUUUGACUACGGCUGUACCUCCAUCGUCAUGCUCAACCAGCUCAACCAGUCCAAUUCAGCCUGGCCUUGUCUGCAGUACUGGCCUGAAACAGAUAUCCAGCAGUUUGGACCCAUGACAGUGGAGCUGCUCUCCAGAUCCACUGAUGAAAACAUCGUCACUCGCCUAUUCAGAGUGACCAACAUCACACGGCUGCAAGAAGGUCAUCUGGUAGUGCGACAUUUCCAGUUCUUGCGCUGGUCGGCUUAUCGUGAAAUCCCAGACUCUAAGAAGGCCUUUCUCAACCUGCUGGCACAAGUGCAGAAGUGGCAGAGGGAGUGCGGCAAUGGUCGCACUGUAGUGCACUGCCUGAAUGGCGGCGGACGCAGUGGCACUUUCUGUGCUUGCACCAUGAUAAUGGAGAUGGUGCACCAUCACAACAUGGUGGACGUGUUCUACGCCGUCAAGACUCUCCGCAACUCCAAGCCCAACAUGGUGGAGUCUAUGGAGCAGUACAGGUUCUGCUAUGAGCUGGCUCUGGAGUACCUGGACUGCCUGGAAGUCAGAUAACACAAGAGCUCGAGACACAAUCAACACCAGCUUCAACAUCUUCACCUCGCCUCCUCUGUUCUCUUCGGCUUGGGCCAGUCUAGCCCACAUGAAUGAGCCUUUCUGUCCUCCAGUGAGAAUGCAUAUCUACAUCAAGAGCGGGAAUGCAAGACUUGGCACAUUUCUCUAACCUUUAACCUCUAUUGUCGUCUGUGCACUUUCUGUUUUGAUGUUUCCGACCUCCUGUGCCAGAUAUUCCUGCCAAACAUCGAGGGAAUCAUUGGGAUUUCAACAGCUUUGAGAUUAUGACAUAUGUCGGCUUUGAUCACAUGACUGGCUCUCUGCCUUAUACACCAAGCAGGGGAAAACACGCUGAAUUUUUGCGAAACCAUGUGGUGCCAUGGGUGAUAUUGUGUUUGUACAUUAUGUGUAUUGUUAAACUCUGUACAUGGGGCAAUCUACUGCACCCGUUUUUACCAGAAAGCAUUCCUCAAAUGUAAGGAUGUGAAGGCUCAUGGAGCUUUUCUUUUCAAUUACUUAAAGGUGAUGUGUAUAAUUUUUUGACCUUCAUCUGCUUUCCCAGCUUAUUGUUUAGAGACCAUGAGUGAGCCAUUGAUUCUUUGGGGCGGGACUACAUUUUUGGCUGACCAGUGAGAAAUUGGGGCGUGUUCAGGACUGUUGUUUGAAACUGGUUAAUUAUUUUUGCAAAUCUUCCAAAUUAUUGGUAAUGCCAGAGGAGAAAAAAUUACACACUUCACCUUUGAAUCUGAAAGUGACACUUGAAAGUGUCAGUAUUUUGACAAGCAAGUAGAUAUAAAGAGGGUUUCUGGGUUUAUUUCUUGUUUUCUUGGUGUGUAUAUAUAUAUAUGUAUAUAUAAUAUAUAUUUUGCAAAACAAUAUUGUUUCUAGAUGUUGUCUUUAAUGUGCCAACACAUUUUUGUAUGGGGGGGGGGGGGGCAUGAAGAGGAUCACUCAUGGAUCUGCAUGCCUGUUUCAUGUUUCAUUGCAAUCCAUUGUGACCUGUCUGCUUUGAGUGCUACUGCCCACUGUCAUUGAGUGCAGUAAAAAAUAAAAUAAAAAAAUGUAAUUAAAAAAGUAUAUACGCAACUAUAUAAAAUAAUCAGAAAUGCUACUACUACAGAAAACGGUGAGGCACUCGCUAUAAAGUUGCUUUUUAUCUUUGUAUUGGUUGUUUUGUUUUCUAAAAAAAUAAAAAAAUAAAUGUCAUAUGAAUGAAUAAAACAUUCCAAUGUUGCUUUUA